AGUGACAUUGGGCGCCCAGAGGAGGACGGAGGAGAAGGUGAAGGAGACCCCGCCGCCAUCAUGUUCCGUCUGAUGGUCACUCAGGCCAAGAAGCACCCCAGUUUGAUCCCCCUGUUCCUGUUCAUCGGAGCCGGGGGCACCGGAGCCGCUCUGUACGUCAUGCGCCUCGCCCUGUUCAACCCCGAUGUCAGCUGGGACAGAAAGAACAACCCCGAACCUUGGAACAAGCUGAGACCCACGGACCAGUACAAGUUCGUGGCCGUGAAUACGGACUACAGCAAGCUGAAGAAGGAAGGCCCGGACUUCUGAACGGGGCCGGGGCCUCCCCGUUACAAGGCGCACAAUACGAGGGUCUUCAGGAAGCCAUCCGCACAACGUCCAGCCAGGAAAGAGCCCGGUUCCCCCGGGGGCCGCGCAAGAUCGUGUCGGCGCCCGAGCUCGCCGGGGGUCUAACGGGACAAAUAAAUAUUUAAAAUUUGGAA
Tachyglossus aculeatus (Australian echidna) is the source of this 482-nucleotide messenger RNA. RefSeq names its product NDUFA4 mitochondrial complex associated (gene COXFA4). The transcript has 4 exons. The record is from RefSeq and is a predicted model, not a curated record. Lineage: Eukaryota; Metazoa; Chordata; Mammalia; Monotremata; Tachyglossidae. The coding region runs from base 61 to 309 and encodes 82 amino acids.